Molecule: messenger RNA, 1155 nt
Organism: Anthonomus grandis grandis
Lineage: Eukaryota; Metazoa; Arthropoda; Insecta; Coleoptera; Curculionidae
Exons: 6
Coding region: 154-1062 (302 amino acids)
Cellular component (GO): chitin-based extracellular matrix
Molecular function (GO): structural constituent of chitin-based larval cuticle
Source: RefSeq, a predicted model, not a curated record
CGACCGAAUGAUCCCAUUUGCGCGAACUUGACGCCAUUAUGGUGAUUUUCUAAAAGUGAAAGUCCCAUAUAUUAUAAAUUUUGAAUCGAAUCGAUAGUUGUUAUUGAUUUAUUGGAUUUUUUUGGAUAAUUAAUUAAAAAAAAAAUAUCAAAAAUGGUGCGGUGGAGUGUUUCUGUUUGUUUUUUAACGGCCUUUUUGUGCUACGUCAGCUGUCAAAUACCCCCGAGACUACAAAUUCCGGGAGCGAUUCCGGUAGGCGGGGCCAGACCGGCCCCUUUUAGGCCACAAAACGCUUUGUCCGCCGGCGGUCCUAGACUUAGGAGACCCAACGUGCUUCAAUCCUCCUCCAGAGAGGUUAGACCUGUUGUGGAGGAGGUAGAAGAGCCGAACUACCCGGUUCAAGCACCAGUCGCGAGACCGACCGUGUCCGCCUUCGACGAGGAAGUCAGCCGAUUGGCCCAGCAAAGUUUAGAAGAAGAAGAGGAGCGUCCCGUGCCGUUUAGACCGGAACGGCCCGUACCCAUCGCUAGAGACCAAAUUAGGGAAAAACCGAUCCAGUCUAGACCGCCCCCGCCGGCCCCUACCAGGGCAAUCACUAGACAAGAGUCUAGGAACGAUCCUCCCCCAGUCACGAGACAAGUACCAGUAAGACAAGCCCAGGAGAGACCGCGUCCGGCAGCUAAAAUUCCCCCGAGGCAACAAUACGACGACGAGGAAGACCUGAGGGACAGGAGGCGCAGGCCUGUGGUGCAAAUUUUAAGGAAGUACCGCACCGAUAACGACGACGGCAGCAUCACUUGGGGAUUCGAAAACGACGACGGCACCUGGAAGGAGGAGACCCUCGGUACCGACUGUAUUAUCAGAGGGAAAUACGGAUACGUCGAUCCCGAUGACGUCAAGAGGGAAUUCACUUACGAAGCGGGUAACAAGUGCGACGAGCCAGAAUUGGACGAGGAGGAGGAGCUGAUUCCUCAAAAACAAAAUAUUCCUAGCAGAAAUAAACCGUUGCCAUAUGCCAGGCCCCAGGCGCAGGCGCAAGCACAACCUCAGUAUGUAAAUUAAGUUUAAAUUGUAUGUACUAGCUUUAAGUUUCUUUUUUAUUGAUGUAUAUUGUAUAUAUAAUAAAUAAAAACAUUAUAUAUUUGGAUUGUGAAA